This is a messenger RNA of Malaya genurostris, 4512 nucleotides long. RefSeq names its product putative polypeptide N-acetylgalactosaminyltransferase 9 (gene Pgant9). Lineage: Eukaryota; Metazoa; Arthropoda; Insecta; Diptera; Culicidae. Gene Ontology annotation, cellular component: Golgi apparatus. The transcript has 10 exons. Bases 905 to 2863 code for a protein of 652 amino acids. The record is from RefSeq and is a predicted model, not a curated record.
CUGUGCUGGUCGCCAAUCUUGAUUCGGUUCCUUUAACAGUGAUAGGAUUACAACAGCUUUACCUAUUUUGGCUCAAAAAUACUCACAUGUGUACACUAAUACGCAGUUUUCGUGAUAGUGAAGUCACAACGCUAGGAAGAGAAAUCUUACUGUUAUCGAUUUUCCUCUGUUAGGCUGUAAGCUCACCACAUAUAUGUACUCCUUCGCGAUUUGAUUAUUACGGUGGUGUGCGUAUGCAGGAAGCAGAACGAACGUGCCGGAUUGAAUAAAUGUGAAAAUAAUACUACGGAAUGAACAGAGAAUAACAACAAAAAAAAAACAACGGCAGCACUAUAAAUACCAUCACAUAUCGAGGCAAGUGUAGAAAAAAUAUCAAUUACGAAAUUACAACCGAAUUCGGAGAGUGUUGCAAACGAGAAAACAGAGAGUGUGGUGCGUGCAUUCUAUCUGAGUGGUGUGUUUAGUAAGCAGUGCACUUGCCGUGCAUCAUUGUCAUUCAAUACAUGAGCAGCAUGCUAGAUGUCAACUCCGGUAGUAGGCUGUGACUGAGUGACAGAUAGAUCGAGAGAACAGUAGGCCGAUGUUUCAAUGAUGAGACAGACGUACGCGUAGUGCAAUCAUCAACAAACAGCAAAGGCCUAUUGCAAACAAGAAACAUCAAUUAAGAAUCGCGCAUAUCAGCAAUUUCGUUAGAGCGCUGCGAACAAAACGAUGCAACAAAGUUGACUCAUAUCAGGAACGUGUGAGCAAAGCCGCCCGUAAUCUUCGCGAUGUGAUUUCACACGAUCUUUGAAAGAUCUCAAUCAAACAGUGAAUCGAUCGGACCGAUCGAGAUUAUUUGCUUGCCAAAAACCAGUUAUUUGAGAAAAAAAUAAACAGAUAAACAAAAAUUACACUAAGCACAAUGGGACUGAUAGGUAGACGAAGAUCGAGCUUCCUAAAGAUCAUCGCUCUGCUGGCGGUAGUAUGGUUUAUGUUUGUUUUCGUCAUAUACUCCGAUGAUGGAAGUGGAAGUUCAGGUCGUUCGGUGGGUAGUGGCAGUGCGGCCGGUCCGGGCGGAAGCGCAUUUGAGGCUCCGAGGAGGCUACCGCUUCAGGGCAUACGGGAUAAGUUGAAUCAGUUUAUCAUCAACGCUCGAGAAGAUGCCAACAAGGACGAACUGGGUCAGGACGGAGACGUAGGAGGAGACUACGUUGAUAACAACAUUGAUCGUGAUGAAAAUGUGGCCGUCAAAUCUGCUGAGAAGAUAUCGCAGAAGAAAAUUCCACCGAAAAGCAGAAAGAGGAACGAGAACGCCGAUCCCGAAGGAGUGAUAGCUCCACCGAACGAGGACAGUUUGGAUUCGCCUGGUGCGAUGGGUAAACCGAUGAUUUUACCGAAGGACAUGUCUCCGGAGAUGAAAAAAGCUGUCGACGAUGGUUGGACGAAGAAUGCCUUCAACCAGUACGCUGCCGACUUGAUCUCCAUUCGCCGUAGUCUUCCUGAUCCGCGGGAUCAGUGGUGUAAGGAACCGGGACGCUACCAAACCGAUCUUCCUGCCACCUCGGUCAUCAUUUGCUUCCACAACGAAGCCUGGUCAGUGCUGUUGCGAACGGUGCAUUCGGUGCUCGAUCGCUCGCCUGAACCUUUGGUAAAAGAGGUCAUUCUAGUGGAUGACUUUUCGGAUAUGCCGCACACGCAGAAGCAGCUCGAGGAUUAUUUUGCUGCAUAUCCACGAGUGAAGAUCGUCCGAGCACCAAAACGAGAAGGGUUGAUUCGCGCUCGGUUGCUAGGUGCUCGUUAUGCUACUGCUCCCGUACUGACCUACUUGGAUUCCCAUUGCGAGUGUACAACUGGAUGGUUGGAGCCACUGCUUGACCGUAUUGCGAAGAAUUCAACUACCGUUGUUUGUCCGGUAAUUGACGUGAUUGACGAUAAUACGAUGGAGUAUCAUUAUCGGGACUCCGGCGGAGUCAAUGUUGGAGGAUUCGAUUGGAAUCUACAGUUCAAUUGGCAUGCAGUACCGGAGAGGGAGAAGAAGAGACACAGGAGCACCGCUGAACCCGUAUGGUCUCCGACGAUGGCAGGUGGCUUAUUUGCAAUCGAUAAAGAGUUUUUCGAGCGGCUUGGAACGUACGACUCUGGAUUCGAUAUCUGGGGUGGUGAAAAUCUGGAGCUUUCUUUUAAGACGUGGAUGUGUGGCGGAACACUGGAAAUCGUUCCUUGUUCCCAUGUCGGUCACAUUUUUCGGAAGCGGUCACCUUACAAGUGGCGAACGGGUGUGAAUGUGAUCAAACGGAACUCGGUUCGACUGGCGGAGGUUUGGUUGGACGAAUACGCCAAAUAUUAUUACCAAAGGAUUGGUAACGACAAGGGCGACUACGGCGAUGUGACUUCACGGAAGCAACUUCGCGAGGAUUUGGGCUGCAAGUCAUUCCGGUGGUAUCUGGAUAACAUUUUCCCGGAGUUGUUUAUACCCGGAGAAGCGGUCGCUUCCGGAGAGGUAAGGAACAUGGGAUACGGAAACCGCACAUGUUUGGAUGCUCCCGGAGGCAAGAAAAAUCUACGGAAACCAGCCGGACUUUAUCCUUGUCAUAACCAAGGCGGAAAUCAAUACUGGAUGCUCAGCAAAACGGGUGAAAUUCGUCGGGACGAGGCAUGUCUGGACUACGCCGGUCAGGAUGUGAUACUGUACCCGUGCCACGGUUCCAAGGGUAAUCAAUUCUGGAACUAUUCCCCUAGUUCACGCCUACUGCGGCACGGUUCAUCCGACAAAUGUCUGGCCAUCAACGAGGGCAAGCAGAAGCUCAUUAUGGCCGACUGCGAUCCAACGGUCGACGCACAAAAAUGGAUAUUUCAGAACUACGAUCCCAGCAAGCUGUGAAACUACAAUACUUCUGAAAGUUCGUCCGACUGAGACAAAUCAGUAACUUCUCGAUGAGUUGGAUGAAUUGAGCAGAUCAUUCCAAGUCAAGUAGGACUGUGUAGUUUUUAAUUACGGAUUCAAACCAUUUUGUUUAUUUUCUUCGAGAGAUACAGACAAACCGAUAGUCGUAGAUAGAAAAAUUGAUUUUAAUGUGAUUUUUAUGGUAAACUAUUAUUUAAUCAAUUGAGUGAGCUUUUCUAUACUAUCUGUCAUCUAAGAUAUGAGAUGGUUGAUUCCACUGGUAGCUCAUUUUUUUCCAAAAUAAUCCUAAAUGUUCCCUAGCGAAACCGUCAACUGCCAUAAACAUUUUCCGAACUGAAUCACGUAUUUUCCGAUAGAUGUUUUGUUUUGAUUUUACAUUCAAGUACAACCCUCUUAAACAAAGAGUCAAAAGAUUUCAAAAUAUGCACCAUCCUCGGCGCUUACAGAGGCCCAUGCGUUUCUUACUAUGGUUUCCGUUUUUGCUACUGGAAAGAAAACUACCAGCAGCCUGCUGGGAUUGAGUCGAUCAAUUUCGCUUAGUAUGUCUGUAAAUCGAAAUCGAAAUGAUAAAUUCCAACUGAAAUCUACAUUCCAAUUUAGCUAAACAUAACCUAGUGUAAAGUUUAGAGUGUAUAGUAGUAUACAAAGGCAGACAAAUGCUGCUCCUCAAACAUAUCAAAGAACGACAUUCAGCGAAGAAGUUUGCCAUAUAGUUGAGCUGAUUUUUUCUGACUUUCCCGGGUAGUUUUUUAAUCUGAAACUUAUAGCAACAACCAUUACUGACAUAUCUAGGAAACGUAUUUCUUCCCGUUAUUACAUUCAACUCUACAAAGAAAAACAAGAACUAACUGCAAGAGAGACUUUUGAACUGUUCUUUUACCCUAUAUUCCUAUAUAUCGAAUAAGUUGACAAAUGGGAUUAUAGAUCCCCUAUUCUAUUGUUGAACUUAAAUCUUAAACCCACACUCACACACACAACUAUAACUAUCGUAAGGAGUGGAAAAUGUCUGAACGAGUGCGAUUAUGAUCGAUCGAAGAUCGUGAGUAGAGUUCCGAACAAAAUGCGAAUGAAUGAGCGAGUUUCUACACGUGCCUUGUAAAUUAUUGUCAGUAAGUUUAAUUGGUUUAAAAUUGAACAACCAAGCGAUUACUUAAAUCAAUCCGUAAACUUACAGAACAAGUGAAAGAAAAUAUGUUAUUUUAAACAGUUGUACUUAGUUCCAAGUUCUAGUUAUACAAUGCGAAAGUUGUAGAACUAAAUUAUUAAGCAAUCACAACAAAUAAUACUAGUACUUGUAAAUACAUAACUUGAUUAGUAAAUAUUGAAAAGGAACAAAAAAAAACUUUCAAUGCAAUAAAAAAAAUCAUCUGAAAAGCAAACAACUUAGAUUAUAGCGACCACAAAAUUAUCAAGCAAAAGAUGAAAAUACUUUAAAAGUAGGUUUACUUGAUGUGAAAGCAUUAUGUAAAAGUAGUCGCGAGAGUACAGUUCUUGCAAAUAGGAAAACAAAAGGAGGUUCGUCAAUCUUCCAGGAAUUAGUAACUAUUCUACUUGCUACAUUUAGCUCUUUUGUACAGUUAACGAGAAUUACAUAUCUUCACAGAUAUACAGAACAGAACGAAAAA